This is a messenger RNA of Epinephelus moara (kelp grouper), 1771 nucleotides long. Its product is annotated as dysbindin-A-like. The record is from RefSeq and is a predicted model, not a curated record. Gene Ontology annotation, biological process: negative regulation of protein kinase activity; platelet dense granule organization; regulation of synaptic vesicle exocytosis. The transcript is spliced from 10 exons. The coding region runs from base 165 to 1211 and encodes 348 amino acids. Lineage: Eukaryota; Metazoa; Chordata; Actinopteri; Perciformes; Serranidae. Gene Ontology annotation, cellular component: cytoplasm; synaptic vesicle membrane; BLOC-1 complex.
GUUGCAGCCAGCCAUGAAACCUAAAAGAAGAAGAAAAGGAAGCACGAGAAUAGCGCACUAAUGGCUAACGUUACCAGGCCAGCAUCAGUAGUUUCGACAGACAGUUAAAGCUGUUGUGUUUAGAUGAGAAACAUCAGACCAAAGAAACGGAACUGAGAGGAAUCAUGUUUGAAAACUUCAGAGAAAGACUUCACAUGGUCCAGCAGGAUUUCACAACGGGUUUCAAGACCCUUGGAGACAAAUCAAGAGACACCAAAAUCAGGAGGAGACCCAGGUUUGAAGGAAGUUUUCCUCAUUUCACUGCUGGACUCGACAUCCUCAGCAGGUAUGAGGAGAGUUGGUUUCUGCUCCAUAAAAGAACUAAGGACAGUGCUCAGGCUGCAGAGGCAGUAGAUGGGGAUAUAGUGAUGCUCUCAGCAAACUGGGAGAGAAGAAGAACCGCUUUGACCCAACUAGAGGAACAACUGCAAAGCUUGCCGGCCUUUAUCAGUGAACUAGAUGCCAUCACUGCUAACAUAGCUUAUUUGGAAGGUGAAUUUGAAGAGAUGGAGAGCAGACUGGUAUACCUGGAGACUCUGUGUUGUCAGUGUGAACAGCAGACAUUUAAACAACAUCAAAUCAAACAACUAGAAGUCUACAAGAACAAGAAGAGGAAGGAAGUGGAGAUGCUAGAAGCUGAACUGAAUUCCGAACAUACUCAGAAGGUGGCAGAGCUGGAGCAGGCCAUGCAGCAGAAACUGAGAGAACGACAGAAAGUCUAUGAAGAAGCUUUUAACCAAGACAUGGAGCAAUACCUGUCCACUGGAUACCUACAGCACAGAGAGCCAACAGGAGCUGAUGUGCGUGCCCUGGACCAGAUGAUAGUAACUAACCUAUCAGACCAGCAGGCACUGGAUGACUUUCUCAACUCCACUGGUGAUGACAUCAGCACUGGAUCAUCACUGACCUCAGGUCCUGACCUUGAAUCCUGCUCUUCUGAAUCUUUGAGAAGUCAAAUGAACCUAACCCCUCCCACAAACAACGAACUGUCCACUGGGGAUGCAGUAUGGGAGCAAGAAGAGGAAGUGGCCAGUGAGGAGUGUGAUGAGCCUCUGGUGCAGUCAGAUGAAGAGGACAUUCAGCCAGAUAUGUCAUUGGUUGGCCUACAGGAUGUUGGCACAGUUAGGGGCUCUGAUGACAGUGACCAUGCAGGGGACCUUCCCUCUGGGUAACCUAGCAACCAGGCCCUUGAAACUCUUUGAAUACUAAGUAAACACUAACUACUUUUGGCCCUCUGGUGCCGUCUGCUUUGACUUGACACAGCUCCCAUCUCUAGCCAACAUGAGCCAACAGUGCUCAGGUCAAAAACUGCUUUUUUCAGGUUUGAUAGGAAAACAUGUUUUAAACACAAAUGCUGAGUUUCCAUAUGGUAGCUGUCAGUCAGUAAUGCUACCUAACUGAGACAUUGUCCAUUCACUUUUAAUUGAUAAAACCUUCUCCAUGUAUAGAGACCAAUCUAAGCUAAAUACAGUAAGCACGAUUUUCUUCAAGGUAUAGAUUUAUUGUAUCUUGUAUUUCCCUUUUUGCUAAGUGAUGUACAAAAAACAGCUAGUACAGCUAUAAUACUGUCUUGAAAACAGCUCCAGUGACUGAGCCUAUACUGUAGAUGAACAGCUGGUGCCUCUGUCCACCAUUUUUUAGUACGGUAGUCUUGAUGUACUGCUUUUGUCUUGUGGCCUUGAUGACCCUGAUAAACAUGUUGGUCUCACAAUAAAGUUUCUGUAUAUUACAA